This is a messenger RNA of Malassezia japonica, 1647 nucleotides long. RefSeq lists its product as uncharacterized. Gene Ontology annotation, biological process: box C/D snoRNP assembly. The record is from RefSeq and is a predicted model, not a curated record. Gene Ontology annotation, cellular component: nucleus. The transcript has a single exon. Bases 1 to 1647 code for a protein of 548 amino acids. Gene Ontology annotation, molecular function: metal ion binding. Lineage: Eukaryota; Fungi; Basidiomycota; Malasseziomycetes; Malasseziales; Malasseziaceae.
AUGGCCGAAGCGCGCAAGCGCAAAAAGGUGCCGCGGUACGAUGAGUACGGCAACUACCUCGGUGACUUUGCCGACGAGCCGGAAAUCAAGGCGACCGAGGUCGCGAAGAGGGAGCCGGAAGUGAAAGCGGCGGCGCCGGCUGCGCGCGCAGUGCCGCCGCCGGUCCUGCGCAUUCCGGCUGCUGUGCGUCGUGCGCCGACAGGGCCGGUAUUUCGCUGCAAUAUGGACACGACGCUGCUGGAAAAGAGCACAUGUCCUUUCACGGCGAGCUCAGAGAUCGAGCUUAUGCUGCACCGCGCCGACCGCCAUCUCGUGUACCCUCCAGGGGGGAUCGACGAGCUCCGGAAGAAGGAUCCGAUGCGCGCAGCCGAGGAGCGCGAGCGCCUCGCACGGCUGCGCAAGGGUGGCGUACGUGCCGCAGACGGACCACCGGACUCGACGAUCAUGGGGCUCAAUAUUCGCUUGGAUACACCGGAGCUCGUUUCCGAGUGGAUCAAGCAGCGCAAAAAGCGGUUUCCGACCGCGGCGGUCGUGCAAGAAAAAGAGGCACUCAGGCAGCGUGGGCGCUUGACGAUUGCAGACAAGGAGAAGAAUGCGAGGGAGAAGGCGGAAAUGGAGAGAAAAGAGGCAAAAGAGGAAGGAGAUACAGAAGAAACCAAAGCAACAGAGGACAAAGACGACAAAGACGACGAGAACGACGAGGACGACGAGGACGACGAAGACGACGAGGGAUCUUCGUCGGAAGAGAGCACAGACUCUUCUUCCUCCGACAUGGACCCUGAACGCGACGCCAUCUCGAGCAAGAUACCUGUACCCGAGCGCCCGACAGAUGCGCCGCGCCUCUGCCGUUUCUACCUCCAGGGCACCUGCACCUUUGGCGAGCAGUGCCGACACGCGCACGGCGAUGCGCCCCAAAAAGUGCGCCGCAUCGCACCUCGUCCCCCCCCAUCCAACCCGUUCCAGGCUCCCGAGCUGCUGCGGAGCCUGUUGGAGAAUGAAAUCGCGCAGCAUGUCGACGCACUCGGACAAGUCAUCCGUUUUGUGCUAGACAACGACAUGCUCUUCCCUGUCGAGCGCGUGCCCGGCCAGGCGGCCGAGCAGGCUCAGCGGCGCCAAAAGAUUGUACCGCUGCAUGGCGCCCCCCGCGGCCGCCCUCCGUCGCCGACGCUGCGUGCGCUCGUCGACCUCGUGUGGCCGCCUGAGCCUGAUCCGCUCGUGUACCACGACCCCCUGCGUCGCGCGGACCCCAAGCCGCUGCGCCCCAGCGAGCUCGAAGCGAUCGCGAAAGAUGACAAGCUGCGCACGAUUCUUGCGCCGUGCACGCCACUGCACCCCCAUGGCCACGUCAACGAGUCGUUGCGGAGUGCGCUGCAGUCGUGGGACGCGCUGCCCACCGACCGGCACCGUGCCGCGGCGCUGCAGCUGAUCCUCGGCGUCGGCACGCAGAGCCCGAUGUACGCCCACGACGCGUAUACGCCGCCCGGCCAGCGUGCGCGUCCUGUUGCCGUCCAUACCCGCCAGCGGCCGAUUACCGAGGCCGAGCUGUUGCGCUGUGGUCUGCGUGUCGGCCCCGACGAGGUCCGGCUGAUCCAGCACAUGGCCGAGGUUGUGAGUGCUGCAACGAGUGGCGCCGAAUUUACCCUAUAG